Messenger RNA from Xyrichtys novacula (pearly razorfish), 41370 nucleotides. The record is from the annotation of a GenBank genome assembly. Lineage: Eukaryota; Metazoa; Chordata; Actinopteri; Labriformes; Labridae.
AUGUCCUGCUCUGGCUACUUUUUCACAUAUGAAGACAGGUGAGGAUUAAUACUACAAAAUAAAAGUCGGCAAAUGCUUCCAAAACUGAACGAUCAGAUCACAAUACUUACAGGUUGCUUCCCUUAAAAUUUAGCGCCGUCCACUUGUGAUCUGAUUCCCAGACAACAUUUGAACAGAAUCACAUGUGCUUUCCUUAAACUGGGUCCCCACAGGUGAAUAAACCAGAAAGAAGUGAAUGCUGAGGAUAAUGAAUUGUCUUUUAAUGAGUGAAGAAAGAAUUUUCUUUUGCCUUCCAUGCACAGAGUUAUUGUUUAUAUUUUCUGGUCUGUAAAUAUUCACACACUAUUUAUAGAUAUAUACAUACAACUAUACAGAUAGAGCGUCAUCUGAUGACCACUCACCUUUUAUUGCCUUUUUGCCUUUGUAGGAGUUUAAGUUAUUAAGCAUGUACAAUAAAAAGCUCUGUUUACUUUUAAGGGCGUUUAAGGGUUUAAGUGUGUCACUUCAGUAUGCCCUCCUAGAGUCCCCUAACUUGAAUCAGUUAAACAUGAAACAGUGACUGCUGCUGAAUUAUGCUCUUUUUAAAACAGAUGUUAAUGCCCCUCUUUGUUGUCCUCGAUCCUGAUUUGAAUCCAUGCAGAGAGAUGAUGCUGAAGCACUUCAUCUACUGCAGAUAUCAUCACCUAACCAAAAUUUGUAAGGAUGUGUCGAUAUUUUAGUUUGUGUGAUAUUAUUGCCUGUGACCUCAGCUCAGGCAGCAAAUUUUUUCUAAACAUCAAACAGUUCUGGUUCCUUUUUACUUAGUGUCACAUGAAACUCUAAACGAUACUGUAUGUGUGAGGAGGUGUGAAAGCUCAAUGAUGUUUGUAUAAAACUGCAGUCACUGCUUACAAUGGGGCUGUACCUCUGUUCUAAAUAAAAUGUGUACAUAUGUAUUUCCACACUUAAUUUCUAUCUGUGUUUCUUUACCACCAACGUUUAAACAGUACAGAUUAAUGGUAUAAAAAUGUCUCAUUCAAUCCACAGUGGGCAGUGUUGGACUGUGACGACCAGGUUGUUUGACAGUUGUCCUUAGCUUAUCUGACUGACUGUGUCUCUUAUCUUACAAAUAUCAUACAAACUCUCGAUGAGGUGCGGGUCGGGCCAUUUAGCUGUCCAAUUAUGCACGAUGAAAUCAUAGUCAGUAAACCAUUUGGUAGUAGUCCUGGCACUGUAGGCAGGUGCUGGAAGAGGAACAGGUGCCAUGAAGUGCUCUGAAGUCUCCUGGUAGACCAGUACCAACAGAUGACAUGGCGCCCCAAAUCAUCACUGACUGCAUAAAAUCUAAGUCUCGUGAGGCUGUAUGGAUAAUGCUAUAAUGCCAUGGUUUCCCCCUCUUAAUUGUUUGUUUUUUAUGCAGAUCCUGAGUAAUACGUGAAGCCACAUGUUUGCUCAGUAAGUACUUUUUUGUUGUUGUUGUUGUUGACAUGUAGGCCUUGAUUGUUUUAAAUGUUUUCAUGUAUUGGUACUACUUUGAAGGCAGCUUAGCAUGUGCAAAACUAGAGUCAAAGAUUUCCCCUAACAGCUGACAAAUCGUAUCAAUAGCAUUAAACUAUAUCCUGUCCUAUAGUAAUAUAAUGUAAUGUAACAUAAUGUGACGUAACAAGGUAACGUGACUUAUCCCAUUGUAGCAUAAGGUGUUGCAAUUUAUGGGGCUGUAUCGUAACGUUACAUUAUGUUACAUUAUUGUAGUAAAAGAGUUAUCAUAUCGUAAAGUAACAAAAUGCAAAUCAUUGAAACUUAUAAAACCCGAUGUAAGGUAACAAAUUGCAUCAUAUAGAAUCAUAUCUUGUUGCAGUAUAUCGUAGCACAACUAAGAUGACAUAACAUAUAUAACCUAAUGUUACAAAACACAACAUAUUGAAUCAUAUCAAAUCAUUUCCUGUUGUGUCAAUAAUAGAAAGUAAAUUACCUUGAUGUUACGUAAUGGCACACAAAGAUGUCACAAAAAUAUAUCAAAUCAUAUCUUAUCCAACCAUGUAUUGAAUCAUAACGUAAUGUAUUGUACUGAAAUGUACCGUAUCAUAUUGAGUUGUAACUUUUAACAUGGUUUGGUAUGAUAUGGCAUUAUAUCUUAAGGUGGAUCUGAAUGCUCUAUAAGUGAAUUUGUCAUCAAGCUGGAUAUCCAGUAACACCAGAGAGCGAGACAGAACAAACAAGACUUGUUCCUUAAUAACUAAAAAACAAACAUAUAAAUAAAACAGUCAAGGGAAGACUAUUCUCAGAAGAAAGGACUUCAGAGUGUGUUAAACUGGUCCUGCAGAAGUUGAAGCUUUGAAACAUACACAACAUGAAGUCCUGUGUGUUUCUUCUCAGCAGACCCAGCAAAGCCUGAGGAGCUAAAAAUUAAAUCAACUUGCAGUCUGCAAAGGCAUCUCGAACAAAUGACAUUACUGAUCUAAUAUACUUCAAUCAUUAUUCAGAACACAUGACAGGACUCUGUAACAUCUGUUUCCCAAGAUUUUUAUAAACUAAUAAGGAAAUCAAAAGCAGACGUAAUUGAAACUGUCAUCAUCAGCAAAUCAACUUCAGCUCUAAGGAGGCGGUUAAAUGUAGGAUACAGUGUAAGGAGAGCCUGACCCAAAUUAGCUCAUCGGAAAGUCAGAGACCCCAGCCUCUGCAUCUAUCUCACAGCACAUUAAUAACCCAGAAUACCCCAUUCUCUUCUCUCUCAGGUUUUACUGGGAUAGCAAAUAACAUAUGGAGGUUUUCUCAAAAUCUCUGUUUAGUUUUCUCCUAUAUAAAAGAUACAACGGCUUACUUUUACUGUGAUAAUCAGAGACUGAUAUCACUCCUUGGAGUCAAAUCUCAUGUUAUUUUUCUCAUCAUCUAGAAAUAACAAAUCUGGUUUUCCCAUUAUUUUCAUUAUUUCAAGAUGACAAAGACUAUUUUCUAAAUUUCCUGGUCUAGAAAGCAAAACAAUAGGCUGGUCACUGUGCUAGGCCAUUAGACCAUGACUUGCCAUGUUGCUAUUGUCCACACUAAUGAGGUAGUUUGGCUUAUUUCUGUGUUUGUUUUGUGCUUUUGCAACACCAGGCAUACAAGUCAUUAUCUUUUGUUAAAUCAGAAAUUAACCAAAAUGGAGUAGAUGAGCUGUUGAGAUAGGAUUAAUUCAGGCGAAAUUUUAAAGUUUAAAGAAUAGGCAGCAUAAUUUUUCUGUCCUAAAAGGUACGAGUUAAUGCACUUAGUGCUUGCUUUGGAAGAACAAACUGAAUAUAUGUGACAUCACAUGGGGGGUCAGCUACAGUGAACUACAACUUUUUUAAACAUAUUAUAAACACUUUAUUACCUCUAGAUUCAGAUCUAAAUUACUAGAAUAACAUUGUAUGUCACUUGCGUUAUUACUAGAAUAAAAUGGUAGUAUUACAAGGAAAAAAAGUAGGAGUAAGUAGUAUGAGUAUUAUAUAGCCUGUACAUAAUUUUGAAGGAACACAGCAGGAGAGCCGCUUGCAGCUUAAAAUAAAAGAGAAACAUGGGGCAUCAUGUGAACUCAAACUACGAUGAAAACUUCUUUAAAAAACUAGAUAUUUUUCAUUCAUCUGAGUUUGUUGUAAAAGCAAGAAAGCUGGCAGGCAGAAGGUGCACUUUUCUGCAACUUCUCUGUUUGUCCUUGGCUGAUCAAUUUAACCUCUCCAGAUGAUCCACAUUCCUCAUUUGAGUGCAGGUAACUGGCUGCUCCAUUACACAUUAUUUUAGCCUUCAAGAUCAAACAUACCCUGUUACUACAAUUUCUACAAAGUUGUUGUUGUUGUUGUUGUUUCACAACUUUACUCCACAAAUCUUUACAAAUUCAAGUUUCUCAUAUCAAAAAGUAUUUUUCUUUUGCUAUUAAAUACAGUCACUCUAAGUGAAGUCUGUGCUAGUUGCUAUGUUACUGAUCAUACUUGUCACAUAGCUGAACUGAAAAGUAUGCUGGUUAUGUUUAAUGAUCAAAAAAGACGCCAAAGAUAAACGUGUUUCCACUCCUGUGGGUGCAAACGUGAAAAUUGGCCGAGGUCCAUGAAUGCCUCACUGACCAUUAUUUGAUAGAGGAUAUAUGUACACAUAGGGCGAUCAUGAAACACAUCCUCGCCCUGUUCUGUUUAACUCUGGCUUACAUGUUGACGUGUUUAAACUAGGACCGGUCAAAAUGUUGAUAUAAAUGAACAUUUGAUCACUAACUGUCAUCAACAGCAAACCUGGCAACCCGGCUGUCUAGUCAGCCGUAUUUUGAGUCGAAAAUGUGCUAAACUUCGUUCGCUGUAGCUUUUAAUCCGCUCGAUCUGAACAUUUUACAGAAAUAUUUCGAGUUGGUGAUGGAAAUCAGGUUUCUUCAUCACGUGAAUGGCAUCUGCACGGUCAACCGUUUGUAUUGGUCACUUGAACGCACCUGAUCCGCCAUAUUAGAAACGUGAUCACCGUUUCAUCCGGCUUUGAUUUGCAUCCACGGGGCAAAAAUGUCACGAUUAAACCCUACAUCGAUAUCCCCUGGUCGAAAUUGUUUUUUAAUGUGUGCUUUAAAAUUGAUAGUUUACCUGGGAGAAGAGUGUAAAUCAAUAUGGUGGAGAUUAAUGGUAUUAUUGGCACAUUUGAUUCUCAUAUAAGCUUCUUUCGUUGUUUUUAUGUAAGUGUUAUUAGAUUGUUAUUAAUUUCUGGCACCGUUUUUUUCCCUCCGUCUUUGUCUGGAUAAAUCUACGUGAAGAAACCCUCUGUUGGACUGACAGAUCUUGCUGAGCUGAGAGUAUGAACUCUCUCAACCCGGAUUCUUGCCCCUGAUUGGACCCGAGUUGUGUACUUAAGCGCGGCUUGUUAUAGUCGCUUUGAUAAAAGCCACCCAUCGUAGAAGUUUGUCGUGUCUGUGCAGCUGAAGAGAGGUCACGUUACAUGACAGAUGUGGCAUGUAUCGAUGAAGUUAACGCAGUUUAAUGAAGCAAUUUAAUUGCCAACCAUGCAGCCACUGAUUGCUCAUUCUGCGCCUGCGCGAGGGGGAAAAAAGAUGGAGAAACAGAAUGAAUGCCGUCAGAUGGGAUAGUAACAAGAAGAGGUCUCACUCUGCCUCUUUUUCAGUUGGGUUAAAAUAGACAUGUGGGGGGACUUCAUCCUUAAAGGAAUUUCGUCUGACCUAUUGAGUUUACGAAAAGGUCAUCGGGACAAUACAGAACACAGAAAUAUGUGUAAGCCUUAUAUAGCCUACUUAUGAACCCAUAAUUAAAAAUAUAAGUUGACAAAAGUAACCCCUGUACAGUUGUUUUAAAUUUAGGAAUGGGAAACAGCAAACAAAAAGAUAUGACAAUGUUUUGCACUAAACUAUAACUUUUUAAACUCAGCCGCAAAGCAUUUUAGUAUGGACUCUAUUUGAGUUUUGAAGCAGCCUCAAGUGGAAAUUUGAAACUGCGUUUGAGUCAAUAAAUUUAGUGUCAUUUUAGAAUUUUUGGUUUGACUUAUGCCAUCUGAUAACAGGAAAGAGAUGGAGGUUAUGACCUGUGCUGCAACCAGUCAGGAGAAGCUCUAAAUCUUUGGGCUUCACGGUCUGUGAACACUUGUGGUAGCAUGUUUAGCAUCAUGUAACUUACGCUGCAUCCCAGUUGUCCUCAGAAGUCGUGAUUUCCAAAGCUCUGAGUCGGAAAUCCAUCAAAGUCAGAUGAUUCUUGCCAACCCCGACUUGACGACAACGUUAUAAUUCAAGAUGGCAUUGCAGUGCAUCAAGAGUACAGUAAAGAGUAGCAGUAAAAGCUCGUGUAAUGUAUUAUUUAUUAGCACUUCUGUUUUGUUUUUGUGAAAUUGAGUAAGUGGUUGCCCAACGUCUAACUGUGAACACGGUGCUAUGGUGUUUGUAGGGUAAAAUACUGUGUUGUGUGUUGUUUACGACUGGUAUCGCUAACAACAACUAACAACCGCUGACAACAGCUAACAACAGCUGACAACAGCUAACAACAACUGACAAUGGCCAACGACAGCUGACAAUUGAAAACAGCUAACAGUGGGUAACUGUAGGCGUCCAUCUUGGUUUUCCGAGCCUUGUUAACUGUAACGCUGUCAACUUGGGUGUAACGUCAUUCCCAGCUCUGGCGUCCAAUGUAACUGGAACACAGCAUUAAACACCAUUACCCACAUUCCCAAGGUAACCUCAAAUUUCAGGACAUCUGUUUUUAAUUACAUUUGUACAGCUUUCAAAAGUUGAAACCAGGUGCAGUUUUUUUCUUUUUAAAUCAGUGUUUUCCUUAGCAGUUCAGGAGUCCACAUUUUCUGAAUAUUAGUGUGCAAAGAGGCACUAUCGAAGGUCAUGCCAGGUUUAAGCCAAACUAGGAUGUAGUGUGUUGUCACCACCUGGUGUAAGCUAACAAUGCAAACAACAAAAGGAGCAAACAGCUCAAUAGUCUUCCAAUCUAGGAUGCAUAUUGUGUAUUUCUGAUCAUCAUGUCUAUGCUGUGGCUUUGGUUUGGUUGUAUUUUGUUUGAAUCUGUACAUGCCAAAGCGUUUCCAAAAGACAAAGGAAGAAAAAAUCAGAAGUGCAGUCAACUCAAAUGUGACGUCAUUUCACCUCUGACAUCCACGGUAUAUUGAACACGCCACAUCCUAAUGUCACGUGAGCAAAGACUGUAUACACUAUGGACAACUUGGUUGCGCCUUCCGCCAGUAUACGGAUUUGAAGCCUAAAAGCUCUCGGUAAUUUCGUGUUUUCUCUCCAUUUCCUGAAACCAACAUUGCGCAGUAGCGUUGUACGCAUUCGGCAGGAGAGUCGCCAAGAGUUGCUGUGAUGACACUCGGCUCAAACAGCGUAUCCCCCGGGUGAGCUAUGCAAUCUUCGUACGCCCAUAGGCUGUAUCAAGUGUCAAUCAUAGAAGACAUGAACCCCCUAAUUACUUUUAAAAAUAGAGCUGCACAGAAAAAAAGAGGACUUGAGCACAAACCAGUCUUACAAUAACUACAUGUCAACAUGGCAAGUUUAUGUUCUGUGUAAUACAUUUUUAAAGUUUGUCCACAUCUCCAAAAGCUUUGCUAGCGGAGGCGGGAUAUAUGACCUGUACUGCAGCCUGUCACCAGAGGGUGCUGUUCUCGGAGUGACUCAACCCAGCAAGGAGGCAGAUGGCAUCCAUUCUAUAUACAGUCUAUGGUGUAAGCUAAAUGCAGACAACAAAUAAGUGUAUUUCUGAUCAUCAUGUCUGUAUUGUGGCUUUGGUUUGGUUGUAUUUUGUUUGAAUCUGUACAUGCCAAAGUGUUUCCAAGGGACAAAGGAAGAAAAAAUCAGAAGCGCGGUCAACUCGGAUGUGACGUCAUUUCACCUCCGACAUCCACGGUAGAUUGAACGCGCCACCUCCCAACGUCACGUGAGACGUCACCCGCACGCCGUCAGCCAUCUUCGCAAUAGACGAUCUUCGGUGGUAAAGUGGAAAGUUCUGUGUUGUGCGCACGCGCUCCCUGGGAUUAAUGUCAAGGCACAAAAGUGGCGCUACACCGUUUCAAGCUCUACUCCGGUAAGCGAAUUUCACUCCCGUUUUUGCGGUUUCAGUUUUACGCCUAAUUAGUCAAAGUUUCAGGAACUUGUGCGGGCCGUUGGCCGGUUGUCCAGAGACUCUUUGGGGGGCACCCCGGGGCGUGGAGACACAUUAAAGGUGCAUUAAACAGAUAAAUUUUACAGAUUUGCUCCCCUUGAUGUGUGUGUGCUGCUGCUGCUGCCGCCUCUAGUCUCCAGUAUUGUUCAGUUUGCUCCCUAAUGGCGGACGGCAGUCAGUGCUGUUUUCCGCUGGGGGAGGAGGAGGGGGAGGGAGGGGGCAAAUCUAGCUGGUUUGGAAAGGUUGGGUCAGUAUCUGGUUUAGGGUCACAGUAACUGAAGGGGGGCUCUUGUAAACACGAUGCGGGCAUUUCUUUGCGCCUGGUUGUUUACCACCGCAUGACACAAAUGAAGGUAGUUCAUGUGAUAUGUUAAGCGAGGGCGCCCCUAGCGGCAGCCGGCUAUAUUUGCCACUGAUUGCGCCAGGGGUGGACUCCGUGUAGGGUAACUUUCCAAUUAAACCCUAUCGUCACAGGUAUCAUACAAAUCGGGAUUUUUACUCGGAUUCUUGGUCUGUUUCGUGGCACUGGAGCGUGUUCGACUUGAAAAACACACACACCAUAAGACAUGGAGAGUAUCUGAGGGGGUUGUUGAGUAAAACCGCCCGUUGGUGUGUGUAUUUUCUAGAGACGCGCCGUGUAACGUCUCUCCAUACCUCGUCUCAUUUGCUGUGGGUUAGUUGUGAGCGUUUCUGGUGCUGUGUUCAACAAUGGCGCAGUCUGUGUCUGCUCUCCUCCCCUCGAUCCGCCGCUAAUCCAAUGGCUGUUUGCGCCAGGAAGGGCAGGGGUGGGAACGGAGCGGAACAGAACACCCUGAACCACGUUUCUCCUGGAGCCCAACUUGGGAGCCAGCCUACCCCCUCAUUUACCUGGGCUAUUUAUGGAAGAGCUGCGCAGCUCAGGUAGUGCCGGUUCUGUUUAAUAGUCUUGAUUAAACUUUUAGUCCUGAUGUGUAAAACCCAAGUUUUCUUGGAUGAUACAGAAGGGAAGGAAGCAGCUACGGUCAGGUCGAGUCCUAACCCCAUUGUAACCGAUUGCCUUGACCGGAUUUGGUGCUCGCUAUGGAUCUGAUCCUCUCCCCAUUGAGUGUUGGUAAUCAAGGGCACGGCCAGGGGGACUUAGACGACCUCUUAGAGCUUUGUACGGGCUGUCCUUGCGGUCAGAUUCUCUAACAUUUCAGAUGAGAGCUCAUCAGCUCUGUGGGGCUCAGAAUAGUCCGGAUUCAGUUUUGCAUUUAGCUGCCAGGUAACCGGAAUGGGCUGCAUUUUGGCCCAUCAGCUGGCUUGAGGGGGGGAAGCUGUGGUGGCUGCGCAUUACGCAUCACUUCUCAGUGACAUAAGCCUUAUAUAAUAAUCUCAGGCGUUUGAUUUGAAUUUGUUAUUAGUCUGCUCUGUCUGCGCAACUGGCGCAAACAUCUGCAUGGAGAACAUGGUUCCCGUGUGGCUUGAUUUGCAGACAGACAGGUAAAGGAGCACCUAUGUAAGGUGAUGAUGUGGCGCAGCUGUUGAUUUUAGGUUCACCCCCUCACCCCCUCGCCCUGCCCACCUCUCCUCUCUGUCCACCUGGUAUUCACGUUGGGAGCUAGGUUGCAUGUCAGAGCUCAUUAAAGCGUGAGCCUCGUUUCCCUCUCUUAUCCACGUGAAUGCAGGCAGCCUCAUAGCUCUGCAUUGCAGUCUGAAGUGAGUCUGGACCAGGCUAUUUUUUCCUCUCAGAGCUUCACUGAGUUGCUUUGCUCAUAGACCCUCUCUCUUGGUGUAAUACGAGGACACAAAGCAGUCAUGUAUCGUGUCUUUAGCUCUGGAGAAAUGUUGCAUAUGCAGAAGGGGGGGCCUGAGGUCCUCUCUUCAUAUUUUGACAUCAGUUAACCCCACAGCCCCAGACAGAUGUGUUGUAACCCGUCUCUCAUAACACAUAGACAAAGGCACUAUCCUCUAAAGUGAAUACUAACACACUCACUGGAGAAUGGUUUUGCAGUCGUGUUGUGUUUAACAGUAGAGAACAACUUAUUGAUCUUGAAUGUCAUACUGUUUUGACUUGUACUUCCUGUCACAUGGUCACUGUGGGAAACUCUUCCCCUCUCAGCCUCAGUAUUUGACAGUGAAGUUGAGCUCAGGCAUUGUAGUGGGUCUUUCCUUUGAGAUAAUGAUUAAUAGAUUGUUUUUGUUUUAAAACAUCGGCUUUAAUUAAUUGUUAGAGCAGAAAACCUGCAUUUUUGAUAUGAGGAGAAAAGAAAAUACCAUCUCAGCGAUGUCUUUUAAGCCUAUUUUUACUUAUUUUGCUCUAAACUGCUUAUAUCUAAAAUGUCUUCAAGUUAAUGAAUAUUAUAACUAUUAUUGUAAUUAUUAUUUUAAUAUAUAAUAUAACUAUGUUGGAAAAUAUUAAGAUCUCUGUUUUUCAGUGGCUAGUAAUAGUGCUGUCAUGGUAGGAUACAGGGCACCUCGAUAUGGCGAAAACACAGAUCUUAACAAUUUUUCGAUAUUGAUCGAUAUUUGUCUCUACUGCUGCAUUUAUUUAUUUAUUUUUUUGUGCUGGUAGUUUGAAGAGCAGACAAAGAUAUAGUUGAUAGUUGAUAUAGUUGGGAUAAGAUUUUGAUAAGAUGUUAUUGAUAACAGUGGCAUUGUUGAUUCCUGUUUCUUUUCUGUGUGGAAGAUUGUCAGCUUUAACCAGCUUUCUAUGUCAAAAACCAGGGCUUGACACUAACUUUUCUCACAAGGAGCACAUGUGCUCCUAAAUUGAAAAAGUAAGGAGCACACAAAGAACUAAAGGGGCACAAUGAAAAUUGAUCAAAUAAUGUUUGUCUUAUUGGCCGACAUAAGUACUGUUAUAUGAAAUCAAUUUUAGGUCUUUUGCUCACAUGACAUUGAAGCUAUUGAAGAAAAUGUUCAAAAUUUGUCUUUUAACACAAAACAAUUGGUCACAUGACAUGGAAGCGAUUAGAGGAAAAACAGCCUUUUCGGAAAACAUCAACCGGUAAUUUAUUGAUGGUCCCUUAAUCAACACUUGACAUUGACAGCGAGGGUGCUGAGUAGAUGUAACCGUGCUGCUGUUGCUAUUCCUGAUUAUGGGGAGUGAGAAGACACCGGUAGAUCCGCAGUGAAUGUCAGUCGAAAAUGCGACCUACAACUAACUUCACCGCGGUAUUUACAUGAGAAAACAUUUGUUGCCUUGGCUAAUUUUUUUUAUGCACACAUGUGCCCAUAAAUCCAUUUUAUAAUUCGCACGCAUCUAUUUUUAGUUGCAAAUGUGAGUGAAACAUUGUUGAAUAAAUCAAGAGUCGAUUUACAUUGAUUGAAAAAACUAAUAUCUAACAAGUACUGAACAUGGUGGUCAGUCACUUGCAAUGAUAGCUGAGCGUCCAAAACUGUCCAAAAUGUGGCUACAUGUUACCAAAGCUAAAGACAAAAAAGAAGAGAAAUGCAAUUGAUGAUACAAAUUAGUGUAUUGCAAAAGGUGAACAGAACCUCAAUGGCCAAACACACCAGCACCGUACUUCAAAUGAAGCCAAAAUGCAGAACUUUUGACUGUCUGCAGUUUUAAGCAACUCUGUCAACUCUCGCUGCUUCUGCUGCUGAUGCUACAGCUACAAGACUGCCAUCAACAAUGGCAACUAGGGCUGAAACGAUUACUCGAGUAACUCGAGUAACUCGAUUAAUAAAAUUCCUCGAGGCAAAUUAUAUGCCUCGAGGAAUCGUUUAAAUCCGGAACCAUGUGCAGCGCACGGUGUUUGACACGGACGGUUAUUUCUGUUGCGCAGAAGCGUGCUCUUUCCGCUCCUUCCGCUGCCGCGCGUUUGGUUCAAUCACGGAGGGAAACGAGGACAGACAGAAGCUGUGUCCGAAAUGGCAUACUGCCUGCUAUCUACUUACCUACUCAAGCAGUAGCUACUGCCUACUGACUACUCAAAGAUGAUUUGAGUAUGCCGCGGCUGCCCGAGCGUUUACACACAUACAUACUAAAUACCCCAGAAUGCAUUUCGUGCCGGCCGGACGCAGCGCCGGGAAAAUUUAAAUAGUCCUACCACAAGCUACAUAGAACGACUGCAUACCGGACAAAUUAUAUAAAUUCAUUCAAUAAUAAUAUUUUUUCUAGCGAGAAAGUAAGUGUUUACAUCACGAUUAUGAGCCCAGUUGUUUGAAAUAGUGGCUGUUUGUAAAUUUGUCUCGGCGUUUUCGGAGACCGAAGCGUCCACUUGGUCGGUGUUUGCGUCUAUUUACCGUAAACACCGGGCAGCAGCAGCUCCCCCUUCACGUUUCCAAAUUAUUGCGAAGUGUUUUCAUAAUCAACAUCUACACGACACAAACCGGGCGGCAGUGGAUGAAAAAAAUCACACAAACAUCCGUGUAUCCAUGGUGAUAAUGCUAUACACCACCUGCUAGGCGUGUGAUGAGCAGCAGAGGGCUGCAAAAUGACCAACACACAACAACAUGUAAAUAAAAAUGUAACACUUUUAUAUAUUGAAUAAAUGUACAUUUGCUUGUCAAAUUAUGUUAGUAUCCAAGAAUUAUAUUAUUUCAGCCUAUUAAUUAAACAAGUAAAAUUAGAUCCAAAGCCUGGAAAUAGUUGUGACUGGUUUAGUGAAAACUGCAAAGAUCAUUACCAUAGCAAUUAAAAGACCAUCUGCAGACCUUGCCUUCAGUAGUUUCAUGUGAACUACAUGGUAAAAUGUAAAACUUUUGGUUCCUGAUUUAUGCAGUAAAAAUAUUCAUUUGAAAGACCUGGCCUAUUUCAGUUUUGUGUGUUACUGAUGGUUUUUAAUGAGGCAAACGUGAUUCAAUGCAAAGUAUUACAGUGAGAGCAAAACAUUUCUUAUCCGAUUACUCGAUUAAUCGACAGAUUAAUCGAUAGAGUACUCGAUUACUAAAAUAAUCGAUAGCUGCAGCCCUAAUGGCAACAUUGAAUUUAAUGUUUCGAAAUCCACGUUGACAUCAGCAGAACAAAAGCUACUUAGCAAAUGAACUGAGGUGGUUUACGAUGACAUUGUGAGGUGUUCAAGAUCGGGUCAGUAAAACAAGAAUUAAGCGAAAGUCCAUCUCUUCAUCAGCUUCUAUCACUGUUGUUUGGCUUCAUCCCAUUGUCGUCUUCUGCUGUGAUUUGAGGGAGUCAAAUUGGCAGGGAAGUCUGUUAAAAGUGCUGCGUUCGUUUUUCAAUUAAAACAUCAGUGUCGAUGCUGGCUAAUUGAUGACUGCAUCUUACUUGUCAGGAUGAUGAUAUACUAUACCAUCUAUUUGUGUUUUACCCGACCCAAGUACAGAAGUGUUCUCAUGGUUGCCAAACUAUCCACAGAUGUCUCCUCUGCUCAUAAACAGACAGACCUUACACAGUAUGUGAUGAUCCGGGGAUGAGCUUCAGGGGCUGUGAACUGAGGUACUGCUAGCUUUAGCUUAAGCUUGUUUCUCUGGUCAGUCCACAGUUUUCAGUUGGACUUACAGACAUUGCUUAUAUUGCUUAUUACUUGAAAUGAUACUGAUUUCAGAUCUGUCCGUUUAAUCUAAACUUGUCAAGAUCUCUCACUGUUGUUGACCUCUGUUUUGUCACAGUCACUCCAAACUUUUAUUUUUUCAUACAGCCUUCGUGGGACAUCAUUGACUGCAUAAUACUGUCAGGAUUUAACUGGAUUAACACAGCAUUUAAGCCAAUGUGUGUUAGAAGAUAUAGCAAGAGAACAGUUUAUUUUUGCCUCACACCUACCCUGAUGCAGCGGUUUUGGACAUCAGUAAUAACUGUGACAGUCUGUCUUGUCACUGAUAGUCUGCUGUAAUGUCAGUCUUUCAAGCCUUGUGUGUUUUGCACUUGUGGUAAUUCAACUAAUUGAAGUUUGAUCACAGAAACUUAAUUGUAUUUUUGAUUUAAAUCAGUUUUGACAAUGUAUUAAGUUUCUGGACAGGCAAUUUCUGGGAUCUGCUUGUGUUGGAUAACAUUUGUCAGAUUAUAAAAGGUCUUAAAUUCCUAGAAAUGUCCUUAAAACUUGAAGUUUUUAACAUUGUGAAAGUUGGCACCAGGUUUGAAUGAUUUUAAAUAAGAUCAACCUUUUUGCAGGACUGUAUCAUUUUGUCUUUGAACCUUUCUUGCCAAAUGGUGUCUGUGUUGAAGUGCCCAGUAGAGUGAAGUCAAAUGGCCAAUGGCUAAUAGUUGAUCAGCUUCCUGCUGUUAGUGUCAGAGUGAUGUACAUGAAUGUUCCAGAUGUCUUAAAAAACACAUGACUAUUUGGGGUCUUAAAGUUAUAAAACCGAUCAUCUCUUGUGAAAUAAAAUGACCUAAUACUUUUAUAUGUGCUUCUGUAGACAGCUGAGACACUUGAUCUGUAGUUACAUGUUGUGUGGAAUCAUCUCCAGACAUGGAGAUGUGUCCCAGUUAGUGAACAUGUGAUAUUUCAUUGAGCUGUGUCGGGGAGGUCGGGGUCACCUGUCGGACAGCACAGCAGCACUGAAACUGAUCGGAGUCGGGAAUGAAGCUUCAAUCAGGACAGUUAUAACGAAAGAUGAUCUUUCAUCUAUCUAUAAUCUCUAAACCCAGAUUGUGACUCUUUUGGAGUAAACAGAGAUAUUAAGAGCCGGUCCAGCAUGGAAAUUUUGAGGCUGAUUAUGAAGCGGAAAAUGGACCAACCCCUGUUAUGGUAGCCAGUAUGGUUAUUUUUGAGCAAGAAUUAAAUUGUCGUUGCAGUCUUAUAAUGUAAAUGCACAGUUUAUAUAUAAUUUAAAUGAUACAUUACUACUUAGUCCUUGUGCAAACCACUGUCUGUGACACAUGCUGCAGACAGUCCCGCAAGACCAGCUCAAGAUGGUCCCUGAAUGAUUUGAUGAUACUGGCCCACUUGAAAAUUAUCUCUAAUAUUUUACUACACUGUAAUGAUGUGUUGUAAAAUCUUAAACCAUUGACAUAUUUUUGAACCUAAGUGUGAGGGUAGUAGAAAUGUAAAAAAAAUGGCUCCACAGCAUCAGUUGCCAAGCUGCUUUGGCAACCACUUUUAGAGGCUGGCAGUUAUCAAGCAAUUAUUGGCCUUUGAUUGCCACCAAAUGAACUUAACUGAAUUUAAGAUUAACAGUCAACCUGGGGUUGGCUAGAGCAAUUUCUAUUCCAUCUUUGAGAAGAGUUUCCUACUGAAGCUCCUGUUCAACUGGUAUCAUAAUUAUACAACAUGUUUUUUUAACUCUCAGUGUUUAAGUGUUUACUCCACACAGACAGUAUGAAGCCAUGGCAAACUGUCUAAACCGCCACUGACCAAAGCGCCUUUCCUUCUUAAAGGACUUUUCUCUCCUCCAUAGGUUUAAAGUUGCUUUGCUGCUGUGUUACAUUUCUUUACUUUGUGCCGUCAGACUAUCACACGCUGGAUUCAAGUCCCUACCUACUCAGCGUUUCAUUAAGCAACUUGCCACUAACUUAAUAUCACUUAGCUAUUAUGCAUUACCUUUACCUGAGUGUGUAUUGCUUUGGGCUGAUCCUGCAGAUGCUGCAUUAAGCUUGAUAUUUGACUUGUUAGCUGUAACGUCUUUUUUCUUUUAAGCAAGUUUUGCAGAUCAGUGUUUGUCAUCUGGAAGAAUUUCACUUGUUUCUUUGGUGGAUACAGAUCUUUGCUAUUCGAUCCCUCUGCCGUAGUUGACUGAGGUAGUGCAGUCUCGGUGUCUCUUAAUAAGCAUGGUACUUAAAGCUGGUGCACUAUAGGUGUCACUUUCUGAGCAGGUUGUGCCAAACAUAAUGUACCAGUCCUCUUAUAAGAGUACAACUGGAAACACUUCAUGUAGCUGCGAUUUUACUAGGGGUGGGUAUUGCCAAGGACCUCACGAUACGAUACGCAUCACGAUACUUGAGUCACGAUACGAUAUGAUAUUGCGAUAUCCAAAUGUUUGCGAUAUAUUGCGAUAUAUUGCGAUAUUCUACAUAGUUCACUGAAAAAUGUAAAAGGCAUUAUGCAUCUUAAAAUCCCAGUUGUAUGUACAUCAGAUGAUAGUGAUAAUUCAUGGGACAAACAGUCAAAACAAUGUAAUUCAAAUUAUCGAUGCCAUUUUAUUGUAAGUGCAAGUUACAACAUAUUUGCGUGAACAACACACUGUCUGAAACACAUUGAAAAGUGCAGUGUGCAUUAUUCUUAGUCUCCCUGAGCACAAUUAUGACACAAACUGCAGUGUGGGUCAGUGUCCACAUACUGAAACUGAAUUGAAACCUCAGUGGAUUAUGUUUCUUCUGAACUUAGAGUAAAUACUCAAAAUAAAAUGCAGUGUCUCACACACACUGAAAUUGAAAAUGCAAAAUAAUGUAGGACUCGGUGGCUCGUGAUGUCCAACCGUCACAGGACAGUGCGACUCUCGGAGCAGAGCUAAGAACUGUUUUUAUUGUCUCCUUCACCUCGUCAUACAUUUUUGGCACAGCUACGUUAGCCAUGUACUUACGCUGCGGCAUCACAUAGUGCGGCUCCAAAGUAUGAAGCAUCCACCGAAAGCCGACGUUUUCCACAACGUUGUAUGGGCGCAAAUCUUUACAAAGAAAAUGCACCAUCGCCUCUGUGAUCCCCCGGGCUCGGGUUGAAGUAGAUGGGAGGACUUUGGCGAUGUCCAGUGUAGUUUGCUUUGGAUCGGAAGGUUUCGGUGGCUCCGGCUGAGCUAAUAUGUCGGGGUGGUGUCUUGCUAAAUGAGUUCUCAAGUUUGUUGUGUUACCCGAAUAUCUAAUGGGAGCGACACAGAGUUUGCAAAGCGCGUACUCUUUGUCCAGCUCAUUGUGUGUUUCUCCUUUCCUUUGGAAUCCAAAGUAUCUCCAAACAUCUGCCUUAAAGUUCGAGGGCGUUUCUAGUUUAACGUUACCAGCCAUGCUUGAUUGUUUUUUUCCCGGCUCCUCUUCCUCACUGCAACCGGCGGGGGAAAAAAGAGAAGAAGAAGUGAGGUAGCGGUACAGCGACACCUAGCAGAGCGGAGGUGCGGAAGUCGUACUGGAUUUGUUAACCCGUCUGAAACCUGAUUUAUUAUUUGAACAAAAAAUCGAUAUUAAUAUUUUGAAUAUCGAUAUUGAAUCGGAAGUCAAAGUAUCGCGAUAUAUUGCCAUAUCGAUAUUUUUGCCCACCCCUAGAUUUUACUGUAAAAUACAUGUGCCUUUUUUGUAAUCUAAAGGUUAGCUCUAUUCUUCAUCUGUCUGUAUCAAAAUGGUGUGAAAGUCUUGGCACGGUCAUGAAAUCCAUCGACCAUUUUAACAAAGUCAAAUUUGUACAUUUGAAAACGUCUGUUUUUCGUCUGAUCGAUUUGAGAUGUGUUUUGUGCAAAGGCAUAUCAAGACUGUGAUAAAAGUGUGAUUUAUUGUGCAGCCCUAGAUCCAAUUUACACAUCUGAGGCCAAAAUGGCUGCCAUGGUGAUGUCAAGGAUAUGACCUGGCUGCCUCUGUAGUGCAGACGACACUCAGUUAGAGGUCUCAAGGCUGCGUUCAGGUGCUUCCAGGCUCUUCCUGUUCACGGUGGCGACUAUUAUGAUGUAGAGCAUCAAGCUGCGAAGAUCAUUGUCUGCUGCACAGGCGAACGUCUGUGAGCUCGAGUGUGUGUGUGUGUUGGUGUGUGUUUCUGUGCUGCAGCUGACAGCAGUGAUGUGGUGUGUGGCUCACGGUCUCCCUCACUGCUGUGUAACAUGAAAAGGAGAUUUUGACAGAAACAGAUCAACCCUUGUGAGUGCAGAGAUCCCCCAAAAGUGCUUUGAAUAUUUUUUUGAUGCUGAGUGUGGUAUCAAAUCAGCCUACAACCCAAUUGAUUGUAUUUUCUUCUUCGUUGGUUAAUCUUAGAGAUCCUUCAGUGUUUUGAAUCGGCCGUCAUCAAUUCCUCAUCGCACAGUUUGAAUCUUUAAUCCAUGUUAAUAUCGUGUUGGCAAACUCAUCAGCACCCAGAUGUAGAACACAGACAACAAGUCCAUGUGGUGGUGGUGGUGGUGGUGGCGGGCCUUACUGUCACCAUGGCAACCAAGGUGUAGCUUCACUAGUUGCUGGGGGCAACAAGAGAGAGAAGCGGUGCAGAGUGGCACACAGAGGUAGGGGAGAGGAGACGUGAAAGGCGGCAGGUGAGAAGAGGAGGCUAAUGCCAGGCGAUGAACAUGAAAAGAGGAAGAGGAGGAUGAGAGGAAGAGACGUGACAGGGACUAACGAGAGCGAGGAGAGGGAGGAGCAAAGUUGCUCUCUUCGUUGCCGUGCAGGCUCGUUGCAGCUCUUGAGAUUCUGCGUUCAUACACUAAGGAGACAUCUUCUCUACUCUAUGAAGACUGAGCCGCCAACUUUCAUGCCCACAUUUUCAGAGGGAGAUGCAGUCAGUCAGACUGGAGCUCCAAGCCCUCCAUCAUCAUCCCUCAACCAUAUUGAAAGAAUACUAAUCUGAAGAUAUUGGCUCUAAUAUUAUUCUGAUGAGAGACAGUUGAAAGGUUUGUGAACUGACUCUGGAACAGUCUGAAGCACUUAAAAGCUGGGCAGUAUCAACUGUGUCCUAGACAGUCAUUAUGUUGUUGUUUUCAGCAUCUUUUCAGAGUCUGUUUGUGAGGCAGGAAGGUUUAGGACAGACAGGAAACGAGGGAGCAAAGUAGGGGAAAGGCACGCUCAAAAUGGUCAUGGUCACAAUUUGAUUAAAAAAAAAUACUAAUAAGAAUAUGUACAGUACUGUCAAAGUCAUUGGUUAUGUCAGUUUCUACACACUAGAUGGUUUUAGGCCUAGUGUGUGGCCUUCCCAGCCUUGGAUCCUGAAUAUCAAACUUGUCUGAUAUUUAGGAUUUCAGGUCUCCAGAAACAAAUGACAGGAGCAGACUGGGAACCGGAUGUUGCAUAAUUUCACAGCUCACAAACACAGCAGCAGGCGUAAACAUAUCUGCGCCCUUUGUGCUUGUUGAUUCGCUAUCACAAAUGUGUGUCUUCUUCUGUUGCUUUGUCAUGGAGUUAUGGAGUUCAAUGUUUUCAGUGCUCCGCUUCCUUCUCAAAAAAAAUUCUCCCAGGGUUAGUUGAUUUUAGCUGCUGCGUUUUCAGUACUCCCAUUUAAUAAAUGUAUUUGGAAGUUCACAGCGCUCAGCAGUGAUCGCCUACCAAUUAAAACCGAGGAGGGGCGGGGCUUCUCAUAGCAUCUUUGCCAUCAACAAUGGCAGAGGUCACAGUGUUACAGCGUUAUGGAAGCACAGAGUAUAAACUUCAAAAACAGUGCAGUUCAGUUAUUAUGACUGGCGUUUUGCCUCUUUUACUGCCUCAGAUACCAGUUCAGGGUGGAACUGCCCACCAUUCAUUCUCUGCAUGUACGAAACAGUCCUGUCUUGAACAGUCAACAUACAGAGGGCUACUGUUCCUGCUUCUGUUGUUGUUCUUUGCAACUCAGUGAUCGAAAAAUCUUCUGAGCUUCAUUGUUAUGUGCAGAUGAAAAGGACAAGGCUUCAGAUGUCCUGCUGGCUCUGCUCUUCCUAGAGUUCCUGACUUCACCCAGGUGUGUCUUCCCAGGUUGGACAGAAAAUGGGCAUCUUUGUGAAACUUUUCUGCCAGAGUUUCAACUGGAUGUUAGUGGACUGCUGUUAGUUUUUUUUGACACCUUUAAAAUGGAAUAUUUGAAUCGGACAGUUUUGAUCUUUUUGAGGAAUUGUUCUUCUAAAAAUUUCAGAUUUUUGCUUCUCAUUGUGAAAGUAAAUUGGUGGUCUUUAGGCUGUUUGUGAGACACUGAGUGUUUUCCAACAUUUUCUGAUCAUUUUGGAACAAAACUUGAUAAAUGUGGGAAAUUGGCGACAAAUACGCAUCAUGAUUCUGAGUUAAAGCAGACCACUGGUUUAAACCUCACUGUACUUGAACACGAAGGGCUUACAUAAGUAACCAGGUGUUAUCAAACCAGUUCACCUGGAUGAAUAGGUCUGGGUUCGCUGGGUCUUCAGGUACGGAUGUAUGGAGAAGUGCUUCUGGGAGCGAUUGGAAAGACCCACAACAAGUCGAAGCAAUGCAGCUGUUGCACAGAGCAGCACAAAAUGUAAACAAACAAUGAGAGGAGAGCGAGAAUGAUCAAGCACCAGGAUGUCUGUGAAUGACAGUUUCUGAUUUUGUGACAGAAAAUUGCAAAUAAAUGGUGUUAUAUUAUAUUGAUAAAACAACAAGUGCAAAGAGUGAACUGUGGACUGAAACUGACCAAAAAGUCAACACUGAUUUGUAAAACAUGUAAUACAAUACUUUCAUAGCUUGAACAAGAUUCACUGGAGGUUAGAUGAUGGAGAGGGGAAGAGAAAAACCUUGCUUUAAAGGAAGAAGCUGUCAGAUACAACAUCUGAUUGAUGGACUCAGGAGCAAAGUCGUUCAGAGACACUAAGGGCUCUGAAAAAGUCAGACCUUGGUACACCAACUCCAAGUCUGACAGAGGUACGCCUGCUGUUAGGUGGUUUUCAACAGUGAAAGUCCGGGCCAGAGUACCAGAAGUUGGCAGGAAAUUUAGAAAAAAAAAAUUUGUGAUUAAACCCUCCUGCCAGCGAAAAUGAAUAUUAGCGGAGUAAUGUGUCUGGGAAUGCCAGGUUACAUAUUCAGGGAAGGAUCAGUUGAAGGGGAUGUUUUAAAGAUCUGUUUUCCCCCAAAAUCUAAAUACUCCUUAAAAAAAACCCCAAAUGGUUCAGCCAAUGGUCUCAUUUCUACUUAACAGGUGGUGGUUAACAAUGGCAGUGAGUCAUCACACUGUGUGAAGGGUGGGGGCUUGUGGGACACCUGCUCCACCUCAACAUCUGUCGGCUCUAAUGAAACCAAUCACUGCUGCCAGCUCUCACCUGAUUGUCAUCUUUUCUUUGUGUUCCCAGGUGGUUGCCUUAGCGAUGGACGGGGAGUCAGAACCAAACCCUGCCGUAGCAGAAGAGGCAGAGGAGCAGGUGGAGCCCAUGGACGCCACUCCCUCCCCCGAGCAAGAGAGCACGCCUCCCUCAGAGGAGGCAGGGGAGGUGGUUUCCACAGUAACAGAAGAUGGUGCAACAAAGGAGGGUGGCAUAGAGGACAAUGAUGAUGAUGUUGUUUUAGUAGGGGAGGAAGCCCCCCAGCCUUCUGUCACAAACCCAUCCAACAACACGCCAAGCAGGGACUGCCCAGAGCAGGACAUGUCCACUGCAACGCCUUCCAAGACCCCCUGUUCACCCGUGUCUUCCAGCACAUCCACAUCAGCAGCUCCCAAACCUCCAACCACAGCAGCAGAGCCCAUCGUCAUCGACGACGAGGAGGACUCUGAGCAGAAGGACGCUUCCUCCACCUCACCAGCGCACCCCGGAGGCUCCUCGGCCGCACACUCGCCGGGUGCACUCAGCAGCACCGAGCCGGAUUCAGAGAUCAGGAUCGCCAGUGUCACCACCCUGGGUGUCAGUAGCCAGAAAGAAAGCUCUGCGAUCUUUUCAGUAAACACUCCACCACAUUCAGAAGAUGACCACGCAGACAUGAACCUGAUGAUAACCUCGGUGACAUCACUGCAGGGCGGAGACACGGCUAUCACAAUAGUGAGUAUCACAUGUAGUGUUUUUUGUACAAAGUAAUGUAAAUAUUUAAAUAAAAGUUGGCCUACUUAGCGCCAAACUUCACAUGUGACAAAUGAAUGCAGGUCUGAAGCAGAGGGGGAAAUGAAUUCAGUCUACAUUUGUUGGUGACCUUGGUUGCUGAGAGGAAAUGGUUACGUCUGAAUGUUUUGUCUCUGAAACAAAAGUGAAAAAAGUGAUUCGUAAUUGAUCUGUUGUUUGGUAGCGUUCUUUUGAAUACAGGGAAACAUUUUCCUGGUUAAAGUCCACAAUUCUUGGGGCGCCUCAGUUCUUGCGGUCUGGGUGCGCCCUGUACAUUCACAGGCCCCAGAUUUGAUUCCAGCUCCUUUCCCUGAUGUCUCUCCCCAUUUCCUGCUCCACUCUCUGUCCUGUCCUGUCAAAUAAAGGCCAACACUCUCCCUGAAACUCACAUUUUCCUCAGUGUUGCUUGACCCAAGUGUUGUUUAUCAAGUGAACAAAAGUCUGUCUUCUAUAGAUCCUUGUCUCAUAGCAGGAGGAGUUCUUGGAUUAAAGCAAUAAAACCUGUUAAUUAAAGUUUUACAGUGCUCAGAUCCAGCUCACUGUCCAGCAUAUGAAACCAUCUCAUCUUAUUUUGUAAUGUUUUUGUCACUAGGCAGGGGAAAGCCAAGCAGAAGAAAAUGGUCUUCAGAUCAGCAGUGCGUUCAGCCUGAAUCCUGACACCCCACCUGGUAGACUGACAGCUUCCUUCAAUCCCGGGCGGGGCUCGGGUCCCGUGGGCCAGCUGGUACAGAAUGGAGACACGGGGACACACAACAGAGCAGGUGAUGAAUUUAUUAUUAGGAAGAAAAUAUCUAACUUGGCAUGUCCAGGCACAAAAAUUAGAGGCUGGUUUAAUGAAUCUUCAGUGAUUUCAAAUUGACCAUCUAUUCUUAUCAAGUGAGUUUAGUCCACAUCUUGAGAGAGGUGGUAAGUGUCCAAAAUGAAUUCAAUUAGGUUAAGGACUGCUUAGUCGAUCACAUGUAAGUCAAGAUCAGCUGAUUUACAGAACUCAUCAAAACUCAAUGAAACCAGCUUAACUUUUGUUGCAAACAAUCCAAAGUCAUACACCAAAGCACAUGAUUGGCUGAUCAAAUCGGUACAAGCUGACUUUGGAUUGGGUCGGUGGAUUACUCUGUGAUUUGAAAGGCUGCGUUUUCAAUACUGCUAAGCCUUCAAUUUCUGAAAUAUUCACACCAGUUGGCUUUUUUUGACAGUGUCACAAUCUGUAUGUAUUCUCUGUAAUAUGUAAACUGAACCGUUAACCUGAAACGGCUCAUGUGACAUUGUCUUUUAAAAAUGACGCUUAAUGAAAACAAAUACGAAGCACACAAAGCAUUUUAUAACUGUAAUAUGAGAAGCAAGAGUGGCUUAAACGCCAGUGAGAAGAGCCCUACCGUUUCGGUCAUGGGUGCUGUCUGUGCAAAAAACAGCAUAAGUGGACAAAACCCCAAAGAGGUAAUAAAGAUCAGCUUUACUUUAUCUAAUGGCUUAUGCAUUCAUCUUUAUGUUUCAUCCCACUUAUUGAUAGAUAACAGUAGUUAAAUUCUGUCAAGAAGGAUGUAGUCUCCUAUACCUGACAUCAUUGUCCUUUAAGGUCAUGUCCUUCUCUUCUGGGAAGACUUAAAACAAGAUUUAAAAUCCUGCUUUCAGGCAUUUUGCUCCCUUUCAGCCUCAGUGGCCAAGGAUGCUGGGUAAUUAGGCCUGGUUUAUAGUCGGGGUUGCAGUGCUGUGAAAAGGAAAAAAUGAGGUCAAGUCCUGAGUCUUGCCCUGACAAAUUGAGGCCUCAGGAUGAAGUAAAAGAGGCACGUAGGAUAAACACAUGUGUCAAUUUUGUGCCUUCUUUUCCCGUGCUUCAGACUCAUGGAUCUCCCAGUCUGCGUCAGUCCCCCGAAACCAGAAGCAGACAGGGGUGGACUCUCCAUCACCGGCCACAUCCCUGCCCAAACCUCCAGGCCAGUCUUCCUCAUCUACUUCCUCCUCAGGCACCCAGCCACAGCCCAGGACAGUCAAGGUCUGCUCACGUGUAGUCCUUAUGUACUUAAACAAAAGAGUCUUGCAAAGAAAAUAAAUGUGAUCUCUCUGGAAUGUUCUUGGUUUUGCCUCAAAUAACACUAAAAUAUCCUUUGAAUUUGGAAAACACCAACCAUAACUCUGUCAAAUUUGCUCUAUUCAGCUAACUUGAUGGUGCUGUUGAUCACUUAUAUGACAGUCACCAAUAUGUCUACAGUUUCUUUUAAACCCAGGCUGAAAAAGCUGCAUGUAUCAGAGUUCAUCUGUAUGCGUUUCACUGAGGGAUGAGUGUUCAAUUUGCAGCUAACGGAGUCUGACUUGAUGCUGUCGUAAAACUUCCUGGCAGUUGAUUAAUACCGUGUUUGUCUUUCCCAGGUGACCUGUGCUAACUGUAAAAAGCCUCUGAAGAAAGGACAAACAGCUUACCAGCGCAAAGGCUCCACACACCUGUUCUGCUCCACCACCUGUCUGUCUGCCUUCUCACACAAACCCGCCCCCAAGAAGAGCUGCACCAUGUGCAAAAAGUAAGAGUCCCCCGAGAGAUUGCUUAAACCAGUCCUGUUCCCAUAGAGAUCGUUUGUGGUUUGAUUUUUGCAUCGUUUGUUAAAAUAGCCAGGGUUUAAAAUAAUCACCCAAGCCUGUAAAGAUGUUACGUAACCCAGAUGCUUUCUUGUCUUCUAGGGACAUCACGAACAUAAAGGGUACCAUAGUGGCCCAGGUUGACUCCAGUGAGUCUUUUCAGGAGUUCUGCAGCACAGGAUGUCUAGGAGCGUACGAAAACAAGCAAAACCCUCCAAAAUCAGGCCUCAAAACCAAAUGCACUGUCUGCGGCAAGCUCACCGAGGUCAGUCUGCCUUACACUGCCAGUCAUAACCACAAUCACACACAUGCUCAUAAACUCCUGAUAAUUGAAUCAAUGAUUUCUUGUAAUGUAACACAAUGACUCUCAUUCUCCUAAGCUUCAGUUACUCUUCAUUAUUUACAUCCUCUGCUGGGCUGUUUGUCAACCCUUGUUGCUAUAAUGUACAUUUUUCACUCCUUCUUUUCACAUCCUCUACAUCCACAAAUGAUUAUUCUCCUGUCAGCAUUUAUCCGCCUCUGUUUGGCUCCUUGUUUUAUUGUUUUAUUGUUGCUCCUUGUUGUAUUGUCCCCACUCAGAUCAUUCUUUCAAUCUCAUUCAAUAUUUAUCUCUUGUCUUCAUCCUUGUGUGACGUUGCUGCUCUCUUGUUUCUUCCCUCUUUUGCUCCAUCCCUCCAUUUCAGCAUGUUCUUAGCCACCAGAAGCAAAAAUACUUACUCAAAACUUCUGUUUCCCCCAUGUCACACUGAACUAUUAUAAAGUUAGUCAGGUUGUCGUGUUGUUAUAUGUUGAAUGAAAUAUUCUCUGGGAUAAAGGUGAGCUGUACAUGAAUUUUCUCAGUAUUUUCUGGCACUCGCGGUUAAUUUGAAGCUGUGGGAUUGUUCUGUGACCAGUUUGAAGGAGAGAUUUGCAGCAACCUAAAAAAAACUUGAGACAUGGUUUGACUUUACAAUUUCAGAUGGUUUUUACCAAACCAAAGCACCUCUAAAAUGAAGCCAAAACAUGCAUCAUUAUUGCUCAUUUGCACACAUUGCACUUUUGAUUACUUGGUAGUAGUUUUUCUCCAUUUUUGGUAUGAGCUCUGGACUGAAUUUUAGGUGGUUUUGUGUAUGUGUUUUGGAUAUUGUGUUAUGUUUUUAAUUGUUCUAUGUUUUUUAAAUUUAUGUUGUCAUUGCGUACUUGUCUUUUGUGAGCCCUGCUGCAAAACUAAUUUCUCUUUACGGGACAAGAAAGAGAUUCUGAUUCUGAUUCUGAUUCAACAUGACUUAAACCAUUUUAAAAUCUUUGCAUGCUGUUUAAAAGAAAUGUUAAUGUACUUGAGCUUUAAGUGUCUUCUGGUUUCAUUCCUUUGCCUCCAGAUCCGGCAUGAGGUCAGUUUUAAAACAGUGACCCAUAAGAUCUGCAGUGACGCAUGUUUCAACGUUUAUCGUCGAGCCAAUGGGUUGAUCAUGAACUGCUGCGAACAGUGUGGAGACUACCUACCCAGCCGAGCGUCGGCCAACCACUUCCUGCUGGUCGACGGUCAGCAGAAACGUUUCUGCUGCCACAACUGCAUCAGGGAGUUCAAGCAGGUACCAAGCUGUUAAAGAAAUAUUUGUUUAAUCUGUGUUUCAUUUCAUUCAUCAGUCCAUGUCCUAUCUGUCAAUACAGUUGAGUUAAGUUUCAUGAACUACACUACGCUGAUCAGUAGGGUAAUGACAAUGAGCCAGGUACACUUACCUGCAGAUAACUGGUGUACAGUCUGCAGUCAGAGUGUUGUGUUGGCACGCAUCUUUCUCUCUAUAAACCCUGUUUUCUUUUCACCCAGUUGCUUACUUCUAAAUUGUGUCGCUAUUCAAUACUUGCCAGAUAUUAGACAGCAGAAUUGUAUUAGUUGCUUGGUAACAGCAGCUCAAUGAACAUACUGGUAAUAAGUGGGAAAGACGACUGUGUCCGUCUCAGUGUUGUAAAAUUUGAAAGGGAAGGCAGACUGUUCAGGGAAGCUACCUCUUAUUCUAUAAACACGGUGUCCAGUAAUGAGCUUCCUAUUUCAAACAAACAUGGAUGGCUGAUCAAUGGCUGGGGGACUAAUAGUUUCUUUAUCCAGUGGGGGUUUAAAAUCAUCUAUACCGAAACUUUUCUUCACACCAUAAGUGCUUGUAACUGUGAUUGUAAAGCACUACAGGCAUAUUAAGAUGCAUUAAAUGUAUGUCUGUCUUGUGUCAUACUAUGUUACAGAGAGAGGCUUCAUAGAAAGUGUAACUAAAAGUCUUUUUAGUCUUUCAAACUAGCAGUUUAUCUCUGAAACCAUGUGUUAGCAGGAGAUGAUAUAAUGUGCGAUGCAUUUCAGUUUUAAAUCCGUUUUUCACGCUUAAAAUCAAUUAAAAAAUUACAUAUUUCCAUCACAAGGACAAUGCUUCAUUCUUUUCUCAGAUAAGAUAAUUCAUAUUAAGGACACAUCAUUAAUUAUGCUAUGCUCCGCUGAAGCCUACUCAAGGCUUUGAUGAUGUGCAGGUCAGAAGGGGAACCAUUAUAUUAGUCAGGAAAUGUUUUCAACUUCAGGAAUUACAGUAUUGCGUCAUUACCAUGAAGUUUUUUCUUCUCUGACUGUCUUACAUACUUGGCAUAUCUAUUGAAGGCAGAAAACACUUCAUUCCCAGGAAGGGUAAUGCAAAUAGAAAAAUCUGGACUUAAAUGUUUUCUUGUUUGUGGAUCUGAUCCACCAACAUUUGGUCAAAGGUGUUAAAAUCUGGUCAACAUCACUCCUUGUUAGUCAGCUGUAUCACUCUCAAACUGGACAAGUUCUAUUUUUUAAACUAUUCAGCACAUUUUCAGUACGCUGAAUGAAAGAUCAGGGCCAGAAGUGUUUUUCUUUACUAGUGAUUAUCCCCGGUCCACACGAAACACUCCACACUCUAUUCACGACGCACAUUGAAAUAGAAAGAAAUAGCUGUAAGUAUUGCAGUAUGCCUGAUAACCUUGUUUCUGUCAGCCUCUUCCAGAGGCAUUUGCUGCCUGUGUGGUAUGAGCUUUAAUUAUUCACGAAUGAACAUGGGAAACUUUCACCUUAGAUGCUCCAAAAGGCUGAGAGAUGGAAGGAGAAAAACUUUUAAAUUAAGGCCAAGCUAAUGAAAGCAAGAAAAAUGAGAAGUAUCAUGUUGCUGUCAGAAAUCAGGCUAGAAGUUUUUACAAAAAACUUGAUCUUGUUGGUGGUAAAAUCAAGAAAACAGAUGAAUCUAUGUACUGUCAUGACCAAACAGUAGAAAUUGCAUCAAAAAUAAACAAGUCUAUGAGAAAUUUAUGCUGUUUUCUCCAAAAAUACUCAUAUUAUCUUCAGGUUUGAUGGAUAAAAUCAGAUGCCGCUCAGUAUUUUGAUAAUCACAGUUAAACCUUGAGCUCCAUGUGGAUUUUCAUCACUUUGUUGUACUCUUCUUUCUCUCUGGAGCAAAAUUAGUGUCCUUCUUCCAUAAGUUGAUGGCAUGCUUAAAUAUUAUUUCAUCAUAGUGCAUCCACAUCUCAUUGCCAUUGCAGACUUCUGAGUUUAUUGCUUAAAUGUGAUGUUUCUGCUCUGUCUCAGGCUCACAGUAAACUUGCAAGCUGCACAACUUGUAAAACGCUGAUCAAGACGGGUGAGGUGCUCCACAGCAUCGGAUCGGGCGGCACCAUGGGCUCCUACUGCUCUGUCAAUUGCAUGAACAAGGGCAAGCUGACUUCGAGUUCCUUCACCAGUGAGAUAAAGUUCUAUGUUUUCACUAUAGCUAUAAAAUAAACGUUUUGGUUUUUGGAAACCCUGUAAACUUGUUUUUUCACUGAUCAUCGUAAAUAUACAUCACUAUAGUAUGUGGCUUAAUUUUCGUGACCCUUUAUUAUUGCCUGUUUGUGCAGACACAGAGCCGACGUGUCACUUUUGCAAGAGGAAUUCAUUGCCGCAAUACCAGGCCACGCUACCAGAGGGAAACGUCCUCAACUUCUGCAGCUCACAGUGUGUCACCAAGUUUCAGGUGAAGACUCGUCUGUCUUUUCAACACAGAGGACAUAAAUCAGAGUCCUUUUGCAACAAGAAAUGAAUUUUAAGAUGGAAACAGAGUUGACCCUGCAGGUGAAGAUAAAGAUAACCUUUAUUUAUCCCACAGUAGGACGGGACAUUUGCAUUAUUAACAGCAGCAAAGGAUCACCAUUACAAUAUGCAUUUCCUAAUGACUUUUGUCUUUCUGUGCUCAAUAUUUCUUAAGAGAAUCCGAUCACAAAGGUGGAUUAUUUUUAAACUCACAAAAGACAGUGAAAUAUAACAAGCUGCAGAACCAGACACCCUAGAUCAGGGGUGGGCAAUCAUGUGCCACAGAGGGCCGAGUGGCUGCAGGUUUUCUUUCCAACCCAAAACUCCACCAGGUGAUUUCACUGAUUAGUCCCUGCUCUCUGCUUGGUAAGGUAAUCAGUGAAAUCACCUGGUGGAGUUUGGGGUUGGAAAGAAAACCUGCAGCCUCACGGCCCUCCAUGGCACGAUUGCCCACCCCUGCCUUAGAUGUAUCCAUCUUUUUAAACAUAGUUCAUGCCAAUGGGAUUAACAGUUUUUCAAACAACUUUUGAUGAAGAUUUAAAGGUGUCUCUGUGUGCCGUUUUGUACAGAGUUUAUUUCUUCUGUUUCGUUGUAAAUUUAGAUCGCUGAAUUCUCAACACAUUCACGAGUCUUUUUAUAUCAUAAACAUCCUUUUCAAUGUCCAGCCAGUUAUUCAGAGUAGGAGAGUCUUCUUUGCACCAUUUCCCGGUGAUUGCUUUCUUUGAUGCUGCAAGUAAAAUCUUAACCAAGUAACAAUCUGCACAAAAGAGAUAUAGAGACAGACAGCCAACUGUUAUAAGAAUUGGUUCACAGAUUGAAAGAAAAUUUUAAGAUAUGUCUACAAAGUGCAUACAGAUGAAUAACAUAUACAUAUUAAAGUUGUGUGAUGAAUAGUUGAGAUAAUUGUAUGGGACUGAUGUCUUGUCUAAUAUUUGAUGUCCUCUGUAAUGAGGACUCGUGCGUUCAGCAGACCCUCCUGUAUCCCCAUGUCCCUGAUUACUCUAACAGGAUAAAAACCUGAUGGGAAUGAAUGUCAAGGUUGUAAAAAUAAAAUCCGCAUUAACCUUUAACGACCUAAUUAGCUUUCUAGCACCACGUUGCAUAAAUUUACACUUUAAACUGAGAGCAAAUGAUCCUGAUCAACAUGAAUCCGCUGUAGUCCACCAACCAAGAGAAAAUUAAGGGUAUGAGGAAAUUCUGUAAGUCAGUCUGUUUAUUUCUCUGCAGUUCAGUCAGUGGUCUCUUCUGUCAUAUUAAAUAUUUAUUUGAGUAUGACUAAGAAGUCUUUAGAUGGUUGUUAGCUGUUAUGAAUCAGAUAAAUUUGAAGUAAAAUUUUAAUAAUUUCUUUUUUCACAUCUUUUUUGCACAGAAUGCAACUUUUCAAACAGCCACAAAUGGACAGACGCCGCUCUCCACGACAAACAACACCGUCCAGCUGAAAUGUAACUACUGUCGAGGAGCGUUCAGCCUGAAACCUGAAAUACUGGAGUGGGAGGUGAGAUCAUUGAGAGGACUUGGAGUUGACUUUAGUUGUUUAUCAACAUCAGUUUGGUCCUGGGCUGUUUUUAAACAGAAGAUGAUAUGUUCAGGUCAAUUAAUGGCCAACUUGGAACGUUAAGUGAUAAUCUAAUACUGUCAUGUGAAUAUUUCUGUAAUAAAUGCAUCUAUAUGCGUGUGUUUCAGGACAAGGUCUUUCAGUUCUGCAGUAAGGCGUGCUGUGAAGACUACAAGAAGCUGCACUGCAUCGUGACAUUCUGCGAGUACUGUCAAGAGGAGAAGACGCUACACGAGACAGUCAAGUUCUCGGGGGUCAAGAGGCCGUUCUGCAGCGAAGGUACUAAUCUUCCAUCUUCCUCUCCUCUUGUCUAUAGGACACUUGAUUAAUCGGAGCAAUUUUCUUUAAAGGUUGGAAGUGUUCAGUGCAGCUGAUUAUAUCCAUCGGUGGCUGAUGGAGAGUGGUUUUUAAUGCCUGCUUCUUUGAAGGUCUUUCUUCAAUGGCUUGUAAACAUUAUUUCAUACUAGUUCUAUAUUCAUACUUCCCUUAUAGCUACUCAUUUGACAUGUUGAAGAAUCUCUCUGGUCAAUUUAUGUCUUCCAGGUGGGAGUUUAUCUUUCCCUUUUCUGCUUUACAUCAUGCUUUCUUUUUUCUUUUUCCUAACCUUUCUUUGCCGUGUGUUUGUUUGUGUGUUUGUUUGAUUUUUUACCAGGUUGUAAGCUGCUCUUCAAGCAGGAUUUUAUCAGGCGACUGGGCCUGAAGUGUGUCAGCUGUAACCACUGUAACCAGCUCUGUAAGAGAGGGGUGACCAAGCAGCUCGGGGGCAUGACGCGGGACUUUUGCAGCGAAACCUGUGGAAAGAAGUUCCACGACUGGUACUACAAGGUCUGAUAAUACAUUAUGUAUCUGUUAAGAAUUUUCUUUUUAGGGAGUAGUUAUACUAAGGAAUAUUUUUUCUGAAAUGGUUCCUCUUGUGGCCACUAGGCGGCGAGGUGUGACUGCUGUAAGGUGCAGGGGAACCUGACAGAGUCUGUGAUGUGGAGAUCGGAGCUGAAGCAGUUCUGUGACCAGGAUUGUCUGCUGAAGUUCUACUGCCAGCAGAACGAGCCCAUCAUGGUGACACAGAAAGGCCCUGAAAACACAACCAUAGGUACAAACUGUGUUUGUUUGUAUAUCAGAAAGUAAGGCACAUUAUUAUCUAAAAUCUUAGUUCCAUCUCAAACAUAUAUUAAUAAGUGUAAAAUACAUGUUGCGUGCCUAAAAUGAUGGGUUCAAAUCAGGAGCUCUUUGUGGGGAAAAGAUUGAAUACCUUCAAAUUUUUCUUUCACAGGGUAUGAAAUGCAAGGAGCCAAACUUGGGGUGAGUAAGAAUGUGAAAUUUGCAAAUUUCAGAUGAUGCUUCGUCUCUUUUAAGAUUCCUAGUGUGUAUAUCAUUCAUUUGAAUUUCAAAUUGUGCAGAUACUUUGUUUGAAAUUUAAACAACAGAUCAACUGUCUCUUUUAAAUACAAUUAGAGUACAUGUUUCUUUUUAAUAACCAAUUGAUUUGUGAGAGGAGAGGUUACGGUUGUUUACAUUUGUUGUGUUUUCUCUUCUCUGUGUCACAGCUGGUGAAUCAGGGUACUGUGGCGUACGCUGGAGGAGGGGUGAUGAGAGACGUCAAGAACAAAGCUGUGCUCUGCAAACCUCUUACCCUGACCAAGGCAACCUACUGCAAACCGCACAUGCAGAGCAAACUUUUACAGACAGGUACCCGCAGGAAAAUUCACUUUCCAGCACAAAACUUUUAUUUACAAGAUUCUAUCUCAAGGCCUGUUAUCUAAAUAUCACUUCUGUUAAACACUUUUAUUAUCAAUCAGAAGACACCUGAGUUGAGACAACUUCUGAAUUUAAUUAAAAGCAAAAAGAUAGUGUUUGCAACAAGAUUACACAAGUUUAGCUAACCUGGCUGACAGUGCCAAGCUGAUAAACAUGCAGAAUAAAAUGUUUCUUCUUCUACUGACCAAAAUGUAGAGUUUUGUUUUGUUCUGGUUUCUGCAAAUUGAAGAGAUCAGCAGCUCAAAAAACUCCUGAUACAUUUACCAUAAACUGGUGGCCAUAAUAACUCUCAUUGCAUUUUGGCAGCUGCAUGAAAGACUUUGUUUUCCAGUGGUACUUAGUUAGACGCAGCUUGUGGUUGUUACUCUUCACACAGCUUUGUAGUCAUGAAAUUCAUGAUCUAAAUUACAGUUUGUAGUUCCCAGUCUUCAUGGAGAGUUUUUUAGAUGAAACGACCCCAAGUUUCAGUCAGUCCCAGUCAUGAGUGAAGUGGCGGCUAUAAACAGCUGCUGUUGUCCUGACAACUUCAAAGGAGGCAGUGGAGGAAUUUUCCUGCUACACACCUUUUUAUAUCACUGCCUCAAAGCUCAGUCAUUUUUGUAUUUAACCUGAAGAUAUCACAUGUUUGUGUUCACAGACGUAGACGAUGGUGUGAAGAGGGAGUAUAUUCCUGUACCCAUACCUGUGCCUGUCUUCAUCCCCAUGCCCAUGAAUAUGUAUGCCCAGGUCACCCCAACUCCAGUUUCUCUGCCUGUACCGGUGAGACAUGAGUCGUCAGAUUAUAAACAUUUCUCCAGAUUAAACCAGAUCUCUGAAGGCCUGUCUUAUAAUUGUGAAAGUUUUGCUUAAAAUGGUUCUCUUAAGACCAAACCUGUGCAAAACAGAUAAAAAGUGGAGGUCUGUUAAAAUUCUGUUGUUAAUUUUAAGGUUAAAAAGCAAAACCCAAGCAACUUCAUUAAAAAUGGCCUAAUCUUGGUUUUCUGGUCCUGUCUUCUCCAGGUUCCUGUGCCUGUGUUCUUGCCCACCACCCUGCAGGGGGCAGAGCAGAUCGUAGAGGCCAUCAACGACCUGAAAAACAAGGUGUCCUCCAACCCUGCAGAGUCUGACCUGAUCUCUAAGACUGAGGUGACCACAGAGGAUCAGAAACCAGGUACAGCCCAGUGAAACUUUAUUGUCUCAGUUUAAAAACUAGAGAUUGGAGAAGUGAUGCUGUUUUUUUUCAGUGUUAUGAAAACACGAUCCUCUGCAGUCUCUUGAAAGCACUUCUAAACAAACAGAUGUUCCAGUUCAGUUCAGAUCUGAAGGAGUUUGCAGCAGAUGAUAAUGACUUUCUUGUUUGUGCCAGAUGUGAAGCCCGUGAAGGUUAAAAGAGAGCGAGAGGAAGACGAGUCCCCGAGUGGCAGCAGCUCUGCAGGAGAGAAGGUUGUGAAAAAGGAGAAAAAGGAGAAGAGUAAUAAGGAGGACAAGAGUAAUAAGGAGGAGAAGAGAGAAAAGGAGGAGGAGAAGAAAGAAAAGGAGGAGGAGAAAAGCAAAAAGGAGGAGGAGAAAAGAGAAAAGGAGGAGGAGAAAAGCAAAAAGGAGGAGGAGAAAAGAGAAAAGGAGGAGGAGAAAAGCAAAAAGGAGGCGGAGAAGAGAGAAAAGGAGGAGGAGAAAAGCAAAAAGGAGGAGGAGAAGAGAGAAAAGGAGGAGGAGGAGAAAAGCAAAAAGGAGGAGGAGACGGAGGAGGAGGAUGACAAAUACGACCCAAACCUGGACCUGGAGGCAGACUUUCCUCAAGGUAAACACCCUCUGAAUGUUUACUGACAGAUCUGUCGAUGUGAGGCAUCAAUGAUUCUGCUUCUGCAUUUCAAGGACCAACAUUUUCUCAUAUCAUAAUUUGAUUAAAAAAAAACAAAUCCGCUUUUUGUUCAGACUAUUUGGUUUUUACCCACUGAGGAAUAAAUGAGGUCUACAGAGAUAUAAAUGAAACUUGAAACAAGUUUAUCUUUUUCAUAUUUAAGUUUGAUGUGAUGAAUAAAUACUCCUGAAUAUAAUCAGUCAGCUUGUCACUGUCUCUCACCUUCACUCCUUCUGUGCGCACAUCUGUUUGAGCAGCUCUUACGUAACAUCUGACCACAUGGGCUUGUUUUCAAUGGAUCAGUUCAGUAAUUGGGAUUAAAAUUUUUCCCUCUGGUUAUUUCUGGGCCUGCUGUCAUCAUUACUGUCAGCAAAGAGGGUUGAAGGUUUGGUGGUCUGUCCAAAGAGAGGGUAUUCAGUCAUGAACUAAGCCAGGAAUAUCAUGUAUAGUUAUUUUUAUUUGUUUCAUUCUGUCCUGACCUGCUAACCCAUGAUGUCACUUUAUUUCAUGUCCUUGUUUUACGAAUAUCUUUCUCAAACCAUUGAAACGAUGGAAUUAAAGAAUAAUGUCAAUCCAAAUAUGAAAAUAAUUAACAGUUUUUGUUUCUUGUCUCAGCCUCAGACCCUGCUCCAGUCCUGGAGGGAAUGGACGAGGACAUGAGUUUCUCACUACCUACUGUUCUGGCAGAGGAGAAGGAGGAGUCAGCACCUCGACCACAACCCAGGAGACAAGUAUGCACAAUAAACAACAUAAAACAUAGUCUCUGUGGUAUCCUACUCUUGAUUUAGAGGUGUAAGGAGGCUUGUUCAAAACAAGCAGUACACUGUAUUAAACAGUAUAUAAUCACUACACAACAUUAAGUCCCUUCAAACUGUCACUGAUAUUGAACUCAGUACAAACUGCAGCAGAACCCAAACACUAAUUUGAUACGACAUCGACACUGAACAUGCAGGAGAAUACAGUGUAAUCUCUGCAACAAACAUGGACUUCAAAACAAGGGAUGAGUUUCCUGGAGAGAGUGAUGAGACUGAAAAGGUCAUAGAGUAGGUGGUUGAAUUCAUGGUUUUGGACAAUCUCCCAUCUCUGGAGGAGAACGCAGGCUUUUGUCAUCUUUUUGGAGCUUUUGGAUCCGCAGUAUUUCCUGCGAUCUCAACACUACUUUGUAUCAGCAGACAGUAUUAAUAAAUCUGAUAAGGAUUGGGAUAUACAAACAACUAUGCUAAAAACGACAGCAGAAAAAAACAAGGUUCUCGAUUUCAGAUGGUGUUACGUCCACUAACUGAUCUGUAAUCCUCUUUUUUCAGUCUUUAAUAAUUGUUGUGUUUGUGUUGCAGGGUAAUAAGAGACGGGCUGUUGAGGAGAGCUCGGAUCUCGCCUCGUCCUCUUCGUCUAAUCCACCAGGAAAACCCUCAGAAAGACGAUCGCUGCCUCUUAAAGUUCGAUACGGCGUCCAUGCCUGGAAACGCUGGGCGAUGUCUGCUCCCGAUAAAUCAUCUGACACCAAAGUAAAAGAUCGCUCCAAGCCAGGUGAGCUGAACUUGAUCUUUAAUCAGCCGCCCUUCCUGAAAAGGCUGAAUUAGCUUGCCUCUAGUUAGCUUUCUCGGCUGUAAAAUAAAGCUUGAAAUGAUUUUAGGAUCGUUCACCGACUGCCUGUCUGUGUCGUGUUUUUGUCUCCUGCAGCUCGGUCGAAGAGUAAUCUGUUGUCGCUGAGUUCGAAGGAGCUGAACGAGGCUCUGUCUCGGUUUGUCAGGGAGGUGUGCCGGCCCAACGGGGAGCGCUACUCUCCAGACAGCAUCCUCUACCUCUGUCUGGGGAUUCAGCAGGUUCGUAACAGUCGAGAGUAUCAAGGACUACAACCCCAGCAGUACCUGUGUGAAAACAUAGGCAGUAGGAUAUUCAUGUUAAAAAAUUUGACCACUUUGAACACAAAAACUAAAAACGUCAUCCAAACUCACUCAUUCCCUAUUUCUUGUUUUUCCUUCGAUCCUUUUCCAAAGCAAGAAUAUCAUAACACAACGGAAAAUAAUUUUUUAAAAUAUAUAUUAUGCUGGGAUAAACAGGACCCUAUUUUGUUUGUUUAUAGUUUAAACCUAAAAAAAUACAAAGAGUAGGAAAACAACUUAACAUCUAUUACAAAUAAAGGCUAAUAGUCAUAUAAAAUGCCUUAAAUCAUGUUGAACAAAUGCAAUAUAUAUGAAGGUCAUGCAAAAUUGGCAGUUGUGUUGUUCCGAGAUUUAUUGUGUUGACUGCUUCUGUACUACCACAAUAAGUAUUUUCUUUACCACAGAGUGAGUAUAAUUGUAAGCUUCAGAGUUAAAGACUCUAAAAUUUGACAGUAAAUCCACAUGUUUAAGCUCAAAGUACAACCUUAACUUCCAGCCCAUACUGUUCGUGUUUGCUAGUUUUAAUGUGGCUUUGUGUGUCAGCAUUUCCACUGUGGGUGGCUAAAAAUAUAUGUAAAUAAACUAUCAGAAAAUUACAAUCUAGUGAAAUUAAAUUCUUCUUUAAUCAAGAUUAUUUCAAAAGCUAACUUCAAAGCUAACUUCACUUCAUGUUGUGGUAAAUUUCCAUCUGUGUUCAUAAUGAGGGUAGGAACUAAUUUAAGGGAGAGUGUUUCCAGGGGGACACAUAUUCCUAGUGCGCUGUCUUCCUCCCUGCUCCCUCACAUGUGAGCAGCAGCAGUAGCAGCAGCAUGGCUACUAAAAGAAGGUCUGGAUUGCCUGAGGUCUUUUGGAUUGUGACUUUUCUAAAAGAUAAAUGUGAGGUUAACUUUAUCUUCCUUUAAUAACAACUAUUUCCAGAAUGUAUGUUUUUUAUGUAAAUUAUCAGAUUAAAACAGACUUAAAACUCUAAGAAAUGUCUUCAAACUUUUCAGGGCCUGCUCUCCUUUACCUUCUUCUUAGGAAUCUAAUUGAAAAACUUGUUUUUCAGUGAUUUUUACAGAGAAGUAGAGUUUUAUUUUUCCAUUCUUGAGUAGAAAAAAAGUGAAAAGGUGAUUUAUUUUAUUUUAUUUUAUUUUUUAUUCCAGAUGGGUCUGAAUGCAGAAACCGUGUGUCUAAUGAUUAUAAUCAUUUGCUGUUCACAUCCUGAUAACAGUGAUGAUCAUUUAAAUAUGAGGACACCCGAGUUUUUGAGGAAAAACACAUUUCCCCUUUUGUUCUUUUGACCUCUUUCUAACAUGUGAUUUUUAUUUAUUUUUAACUUUUUUUCAUGUAUGUAUGUUUUUAUUUUUUGGAAGCAUCUUCAUGCAAAAGGCCGGAAGGAUGACCUGUUUGCUGAUCCUUGCUAUCAGCAGUUUGGAGAAGAGCUCAACAAAGUCCUGAAGGAUUGGCAGCCCAGUGUGCUUCCUGAUGGUGAGAGAAAUGAAUCUCUGCCCUUAAAUAUGAAACUUUAUCUUGUUAUUCUUGCGAAGUUAGAAACCUGUUAAAAAAAGGACAAUUUGCAAACAUAGAGGCCAGACAUGGAGGCUUAGGUCAAAUAAUAAUUCAGUAACUAACCAAAGUCUGUAUACCGUGCAGCUUUAGAGCUUGUUGAAUAUAACCAUGUUGUUUCUAAGGGCGUUGAUUUUGGACUUACUGUGAUUUUUCUUUCUACUACAUUAUAGAUAAACUUGUGAUAAAGCAACCCUUUUUAGGAAUGGAGUUAUUUGAUAUUGCACUGUGUAUCACAUGCAUUUCUUUUCUAUAGUCCUGAAAUUGCAGACAAAUAUUCGACAGAGAGGAAGUGUAAUUUGGGAACAAAGAUACUAACAAAGAUACUGGAGUGAGCCAGUAGCUCUCACAAUUAUUGGUUUAACUCAAGUGUUGAGUUUAAAAGACGGUUAUCUUUAAGGAGCAAAGAUGCCACAGAAAUAGUCCGAGGGUGUAAUUCUGUUCAUCUGCAGUGUUGCUGCAGUGUCCGAUGAUUAAAACUCUUUGCUGUUCACAUCCUGAUAUUUUGUGAUUGCACUUUUUGUAAUAUGAGGACACUGACAGCCAAAAAAAGACUCACAUGUUUAAAGCAGGAUCCGAUACUAAACUUAGAUUAAGGUGUUGUUAGUACGAGUUUCUAAUAUUGUCUUUUUCAAGUUUCAAGAUGGUUGUGAAGCUUCUGAUCCAAAAAAUGUAGGUGGCAAAUUAAACUAAUCUUUUCGGGAGGCUAAAAAAAUUGAGUUUUAGACAGAAGUCCACUCAAAGAAGAGAGUUAUUCUAAGUGAUUUAUACCCCCCUGCAGGAUCACUGUGGGGUCGAGUGGAGGAGCAGAGUCUAUGGAACAGCCGGCAGCUCGGGGAGCAGAGUCCAGCCGCUCUGCUACGCUCUCUGGUUUACCUGAACACCAAAUACUUCGGCCUGCGCACCGUGGAGCAGCACCUCCGCCUCUCCUUUGCCAACGUCUACGGCCCCGACACCGUCCAUCCUGUCACUAAGGAGACCACCGUCUGCAUCCGCGUGCCUUCCAUCUCUCAGGAUCACAAUGGUGAGACUUAACUUAGCAUCAGCCCUCAAGUUUAGAGUCUAUGAGGUCAAAGCCCAGAUACUCUGAGACACCGAAAUUUAAUGAUUUAUGUCUUUGGUUCUUCAGUGCAAACAGAGUCGAGGAAGAGGAAGCGUAAACUUGAGGACAAAGAUCAGGACUUGGAACGAGACGAUGACUCGGGAGGUUCCUCAGCGUGUUGCCCGGUCAAGAAGCACGAGUGUCACCUUUAUGAACUCUACAGGUCAAAGUGGUGGGUUCAACCGCAUUUCAUUAAUACUUUUUCCAGUGGAGUGAUAAUACAGAGGAGCAGCUUGUGCAGAAUAAAGUCUACCCUAGCCAAAGCUCCUUAAAUCUGCUGGACUGGUUGCCAAAAAGGGUCCAUAUCCACGUGUGCUUAAACAGGAUGUGGUUGAAUGAAAGCAAACAUGAAGCAUCAGGAGCAUUCAAGCAGACUUAACAGUCCCUGCUAAGAGAAACAAGAGUGCUACAGAACAGCCUUCGUAACCUAGCAGCAGGAAGUGCCAGUGAGAGGGGAAGUUAAAACAGAUUUAUACCAAAAAGGGCAGAUUAGAUUGAAGCUCUCAUUAAAGGAUCUUAAAUUAAAGAUGCAGUGUGUAUCAUUCAGUGGCUUUUUUUGUUUGUUUUUGGUAACUUGAAUUAAAAAAUCAAAAGGGCCUACUCAGGAUUUUAAAAAGUGUAGAAAAUGUGACUGAAUCAAAUGACCUGAAAAGUUAGUUUUGGUGUCUUUUUCUCCGGUUUCAGUCGGUUGAAAGUUGAUUUUAGAGAAUGCUUGUGCUUCCAGUGUCUUUGUUUUGCACUCUUGAUGAAAUUAAAGCUGGUUUCCAUAUUUUAAGUCCUGUGAUUAUAACUUUUUGCUGUUCACAUCCUGAACCACGGUGUUGAUCAUUAAAAGAUGAGGACUUAACAUGAAACCAUUUUAAAAUGCAGAAGUUCAGAACAACAGAUUAAAAUUUUCUCUCUCCCCCACCCCCUUUUGCCCUCUUUGUCUCUCCUUGAAUGUUUUUUUCCUCCUUUUUUCAUCUUAAUUUAUCCCGUUUUCAUCUUUUCUCUACUUCUAACUCAUUAUCUUUGAUUUAUUCUUAUUCAUUAACUUUCUCUCUUUCUUCUCUUCACUAACAUCACUCCCCCACUUCCUCCUCUCUCACUCCCCCCUCCAGCCCAGCGUCAUUACAGGAGCGUCUAGAUGUCUUCUACGUCCAGCUGGAUCCGUCUUGCAACCCUGACGACCCGCUGUGGUUCAGCUCCACACCCUUGGAGCGACAGAUCCUGGAGAGCCUCCUCACCCGAAUCCUCAUGGUCAGGGACAUCUACACAGACAAGCAGCACCUGGAGGGAGACGAUGAGGAGGAGAACAGGGGUGAUGUGGUUGAGGGAGAGUAGCAGAAGCCUGGACUUGAACUAGAACCUGAACAGAAGCAGACGAGGAGGAAAGCUAGCAGAGCGUGUGCCGCUCCUCCCCUGUCUUAUCGUCCGGUCCUUUUUCCCCUCCUCGCUGACUGGCUGUCUCCUCCUGGUGGGGAGCGUCCAACACAGGGAACUGUGGAGAGUAGAGGAGGAAGAAAAUGGCGAAGAAGAGCAGCCAGAAUCGUUGCUGAUUUUGUUCUCAAAAAAAAAAACUUUGAACAGAAGAAGAAAACAGCAACAGCCGUGUUUUGGUGGGAGACAAAGGAAGAGGCGUAGUCUGUGCUCAAGAUGUGAAAACCUUAAAUCAGGUAGAAAACUGACUGUUUUGACGGUUAUCCUCCGGUAUUUUUUGAAAGGACAAAGAGACGAGACAAGGAGUUUAAAAAACUGAUAAAAUCACACAUUCAUGCUUUAACAAAGACUCAGCAGCCACACUGAGAAGGGGGAGGAGGAAAAAGGCUGCUGUGUUUACAAAGUUAAAAGUAGGAAACUGCAAACUGGGAGGUUGAAAUUUCAUCUUUGAAGCAGUCAGACUCUCAUGGUUUAAAAACUACAACAGAGCUACAGAAAGCAGCUUUAUCAUGCUACUGUAGCUGCUUCUGUAUCUUCCAUAAUCCCACUAAAGGACGAUUUAGGAUUUCCCACCAAAAGGGCUUAUAAAACCACCUAUUUGUAGUAUGCUGUUGACUUUACAACAUUCCUCCUCCAUAAAUGGGAAUAUCUUUGAGAAAAGUGGUGCACACCCAUACAGCCAUUAGUUCGAGAGAUUUUUCCUCAGGUAAAAGUUUGGCAAAAUCUACUUAGUGGUUACAGGAAAGUAGUUUAUGCAAAGGUAAUGGAACAGCUAAAGUUAUAAACAUCAAAAUGCAGCAGCUGGAAUAGUUACGCCAUUCACUGAAAUCCACCUUUUUACAGUCAUAAACCUCCAUUCUUGUGUUUAUUCAGCUCAAUUACAACAUGACAUCUUUGAAAUAUAUUGUCUUGUGUUUAACAGACAUUAACAGACUUAAACUCAUGUUACUUGCUACAUUAAGAUGGACUUUCAGACUUUCAUGCAAUGCAACACCAGACCAGCAGCCUCCUCCUCCUCCUCCUCCAGUUUCAGUAACCUGCUGUCUCACUCAUCCACCCUCACCUGUGCUGCUUUCAUUUCGCUCUUCCUCCGUCAAACUGCUCUCAGGCAAAACCUUCGCACCACAGAGGACUCCUCAGCUCAGCUGGGCCGGAGUCAGGACUGAUCCCAGGACAGUGAAAGAGGAUUGGACUCUGCUGUGGUGCCGGGUGACCUCCUCCCAACAUGCUGCAUUUCUUUAUCUUAAGGGGAACCUUCAUCCAUGCAAUGUAGCAUUAAGUGCGUGCUGAACCCACACCGGGUCGUUUCGAUGUGUAAAUAACUCCGAAGCGAGGCGGUUCUUUGACGCGGAGUCCACACAGAGUGACAUUGUGAGGUUUUGUUGAUGGAUGAAAACCCACUGAAACCUUCAGCUUGAAAACCCGCCUCCUAAGAAGCCUUUUUUUUAAGACUGAUUAUUUAUUUCUUUUUUUAUUUGUUUGACCGUGUCUUCUUUACGUCGGGUGGGAUUGUGAUGUGCACCGUUUCUCUCUCAGCCGUCAUACAUGAAACACCUGCUGCAGCUCUGCUCCUUCACAUCCUGUCCUUUUAUAAAGUAUAGUUUGGGAACCUGCAUAACCCGUCAGACAUGAAUUAUUCAAACCUUAUGAGACUAUUUUUUUCUCUCCUUUUUAAAAGCAUGUUUCUGUUUUCAUCCCUUAUUUUCCGUUAAACUCAGUGUGGAUGAAGUUUCAAUCACAUUACUGGGUUUAGAAGUUCCCUGUUUUCUGUCCAAGCUGGUUUUGUUAUAAAAGUUGAGAAACGUGUCUUUGUUUACUUUCAUGGACUGAAACAUGUCGUUUCACUGCCCAUUGUUCAUUUCCAUCAUACUUUUAUACAUUUGUGUUUAAAUUCCCUUUUUUUAUGUUAGAAUUUUUAAAUUUGCUUCGGGAUCAUACAAAUAAAUUUGCCAUUUGGCGUCAUUUAAAGAUGAAGUUCAUAAUAUUUGAGGGUUUCUUUUCGGACACCAUUGAUUUCUAUACAAAAUGGGUGGUUUUCUGAGAUGUAAAGCUCAAUUUUACCACAAACUAAUGUAUGUUUUUCUCCAAGUAUAAAGAACACCCUCCUCAGAUGAUGAGUUUGAAACACCAUAAACACAAACAUGUCUUCUCUGUAAGAUCCAAACCGUUCUAUGCUGCAAAAGAGUUGUGUUACACUUAUUUUGUCUACUUGACUUCGCAUUUUCUGCUCUGGAUUUGCAGCGAAACAUUUCAGGAACAGAGGAGGUGGAUUUUGAGGAAGAACUGGUCUGGUUUGUCAACCCCAGAUCAGUUACCAGCCCAUAAUUCAAUCCUGCAAACUUGACUGAGGAAGUUUUUAAAAAGUGACCCUGGAUCAGAGGACUCUGUUAAAACCCCCCUCCCUGAUUUCCCUGCUGGACUCAGAGGCGGUGACCAAACCUCUUCCUGCAGGUUUGGACCUACAGUAGUCGCUGUUGCUGGCUCUAAAGCCUAAUGUGAAUGUGCCUAUCUGUAUAUACUGAAAGUGAGUGAUUGUGACUCUGAUGCUUUGUGUGUGGGCGGAUCUGCUGAUACAGUCGUGUUAAAUAAAUGGUUUCAUUUUCUAAACAGA